Molecule: messenger RNA, 2702 nt
Organism: Entelurus aequoreus (snake pipefish)
Lineage: Eukaryota; Metazoa; Chordata; Actinopteri; Syngnathiformes; Syngnathidae
Product: gap junction gamma-1 protein-like
Exons: 4
Coding region: 149-1477 (442 amino acids)
Biological process (GO): cell communication
Cellular component (GO): connexin complex
Source: RefSeq, a predicted model, not a curated record
CGCUCUCAGGCUGAUUGGGUCCACACUUCAAAGAGAGCCCGUUUUGAAAAGAGGACCAGGAAGGAUGCAACAAGUGUGAGGCUCACCGGGAUGGGACAUCUUUUAGGAUUUGGGUGGUGAAAACAAAGAAAAUACAGGCCGUGUAACAAUGAGCUGGAGUUUCCUGACUCGGCUGCUGGAGGAAAUCCACAACCACUCCACGUUUGUGGGCAAGAUCUGGCUCACCGUCCUCAUCGUCUUCCGCAUUGUGCUGACGGCCGUCGGAGGCGAGUCAAUCUACUACGACGAGCAGAGCAAGUUUGUGUGCAACACGGCCCAGCCAGGCUGCGAGAACAUAUGCUACGACUCCUUCGCGCCGCUCUCGCACGUGCGCUUCUGGGUCUUCCAGAUCAUCCUGGUGGCCACGCCCUCGCUCUUGUACCUGGGCUACGCCGUCAACAAGAUCGCUCAGGCCGAGGAGCAGGCGGACUGUGACGUAGCGAACGGUUUGUCCAGCAGGAAAGCCAAAAAGCACUGCCUUGCUGACAGGAAGCGGCAUAGUCGGAACAAAGUGCCGCAGGAUGACGAAGAAGAAGAAGACCCCAUGAUCUAUGAGGUGGCGGAGCUGGAGAGCGACGGCGGCGAUGCUGCAAAAGCAAAAACAAAGGCACGCCAUGAUGGGCGCCGGCACAUCAAAAAGGAUGGUCUGAUGCGUAUUUACAUCUUUCAGCUUAUAGCGCGCUCCGUCCUGGAGGUGGCCUUCCUGGGUGUACAGUACAAGCUUUACGGCUUUGCAGUGCCAACCACCUACAUAUGUUCAGUCCUCCCAUGCCCCCACAAUGUGGACUGCUUCAUAUCACGGCCCACCGAGAAGACCAUCUUCCUCCUCAUUAUGUACACCGUCUCCUUGCUUUGUCUGGUUCUCAAUAUAUGGGAGAUGCUUCAUCUGGGCAUCGCUACCAUCUGGGAGAUUCUGCGCUCCCGUCACAGGAACAUGUGCGACGAGGAGGUCUUUGGAUUGUCAAGAGGACUGGGCCUGCUCAACACAGACGAAUACAACAGCUACCCUUCCUCCUGGAACGCACCGUCAGCCCCGCCGGGCUACAACAUCGCUAUCAAGCCCCCCGUGGUGUACACGCGGCCUCACGACCAGCCACUCCCUACCACCCACCUCGGUAAAAAAGAGACACCGUGCCAGCAGAACGCCGCCAACGUGGCCCAAGAGAAGCGGCAGCGGUACGUCAACGGUGAAGACGAGCCGGCCGAUGCCCCCGAAGGUACCCACGGGAAGGACACCCGGCCGCAGCCCCGGCAGGAAACUGACAGUCAAGCCGACACGCUGCAGCAGACCAACAGUAACAACCAGCGUAAAUCCCCGCGUGAACACUGGCAGGCCUCCAAACAUGCAUCCUCCAAGGCAAACAGAGGCGGCAGCAGCAGCAGCAGCACCAACGGAAGCUUCAAAUACGGCGAAAUAAAAGGCUCCGAAUGGAUUUGACUCACAUUUAAUGCAAAAAGAAAAUUGAUUUUCAUACUUGUAGUUCUAGUAAGAGUUUUCCAUGCCGAAGUGCCUUGUUUGGUAAAUGUGCGACGUAGUAUUGAGCAGUCAGGUGCAAGCCUGGCUCAGGGAGGAGGACGCCGCUGCCAUACAGAGUCCCCAGGGAUUGUACCAACUAGUCCUUUCAACACAUUCUGCAAUACUCCCAACACCUUAUGCAAUAAGAAGCUACAUCAUAGCAACAACUUUCAAUUAUUUAGCUGUGUGUGUGUGUGUGUGUGUGUGUGUGUGUGUGUGUGUGUGUGUGUGUGUGUGUGUGUGUGUGUGUGUGUGUGUGUGUGUGUGUGUGUGUGUGUGUUCUUGUAUUUCUACCCUUCUUGAGACAUCAACAAGGAAAAGUACCGUCCAUAUGAGGACCGGUGAACAAGUUAGUACCGAAAUCAUGGUCCCCAUACGGAAAACCAUUGCAUCUAAUAGAGAAUGUCUCAUUUGCACCCCUGCUGGUGAAAUCUAUCAAAAUUAGGGUGGUCCCAAAAAGGAGGGAUUUUUCAAACUGACUGUAUGUCGGUUUUAAAAGUGCCCCCCCGCCCCACCCUCUGGUCAACAUAUAAAAUAACAAGUGUGUGUAAAAAUUUGAAGUGCUCCCCCUCUGGCCAACAUAUGUAAUAACAAGUGUGUGUAAGAAAUUAAAAUGCACCCCCUUUGGCCAAAAUAUAUAAAAAAAUAAAUAUGUAUAUAGAGACAUACUGUAAUAACUUGAAGUAAAUAAUGAAGUUUAAAAAAAAAAAGUACAAACAAAAAAAUUAAAUAAUUAACUAAAAGCUUACCUUUUUUUAUAUUUGCAAAGUAUGUAUAUAUUAUUAAUGUUGUAAAAACAAUUAUUUAUAUAUCUACAAAGGGUGGUCCUAAAGAGGUAGGCAUUUUUCGGAGGUCCCAAGAAGGUAAGAAAUAUAAGAAUGUGUGUAAGAAUAGAAGUAUAUUACACCUGUUCUAUUGCCCAACCAUAUUUAAUUGGUGGUAAAAAACAAAUGUUUUAAACGUGUACUGUACAAUGUAAAUUGUCAUUUUUUUCUCAUAAUGUUGACUUGUUAGCAGUCAGGCAGUGGAAAAGCAGGAUGUUUCCCUUAAACUACCAAAUACAAAUGUGUCUUUAUAAUGUUUAAUCUGUAAAAAAGCACUUUAUUUCUAUUAACUGUUGAGACGCUUAAGAAAUUUAAAAAUAAAU